AUGGAAGAGAAUAAUCUUUCUUUCUUUCUUUCUUUCUUUCUUUCUUUCUUAAUCCACUUCCUUCAUUUUUUCUUUCUUAAUCCACGUUGGUCUUUCUGCUUUUCUUUCAUAAAGCACUUCUUUUUUCUUUCCUUCUUUCAUUUUCCUUCUUUUUUCUACUCAUUAUUCUUGUGCGUUCCUUUGAGCAGUUUUCUUUUACAAAGCUUUUCUUUCUCUCUUAAUCCACUUCUUUCUUUCUUUCUUUCUUUCUUUCUUUCUUUCUUUCUUUCUUUCUUUCUUUCUUUCCUCCGCCAUCUUUUUAUUCCUACGUUAUUUCCUCCACUUUUGUCUUAUUACGUCAAGCAUUUUUGGUUUCUUUCUUUCUUUCUUUCUUUCUUUCUUUCUUUCUUUCUUUCUUUCUUUCUUUCUUUCCUUCUUUCUUUCUUUCUUUCUUUUUUUCUUCCCUCCGCCAUCUUUUUAUUCCUACGUUAUUUCCUUCACUUUCGUCUUAUUACGUCAAGCAUUUUUGGUUUCUUUCUUUCUUUCUUUCUUUCUUUCUUUCUUUCUUUCUUUCUUUCUUUCUUUAUCCAUUUUGUUCUUUCUUUCUUCUUAACUCAUUUCUUAUAUUCAUUCAUUAACCCACCUCCUAUCUAUCUAUCUAUCUAUCUAUCUAUCUAUCUAUCUAUCCAAAAUCACAACCACUUCCUCUCUCUCUCUCUCUCUCUCUCUCUCUCUCUCUCUCUCUAUCCAAAAUCAGUAUUUUCAUUUUUGAUCUUUAAAACCUUUCAGCAACCACUUCCUCUCUCUCUCUCCAAAAUCACAACCACUUCCUUCCUUCCUAUCUAUCUAUCUAUCUGUCUGUCUGUCUGUCUAUCUAUCUAUCUAUCUAUCUCAGACUGA
This is a messenger RNA of Acanthosepion pharaonis, 879 nucleotides long. The record is from the annotation of a GenBank genome assembly. NCBI's taxonomy places the organism in Eukaryota, Metazoa, Mollusca, Cephalopoda, Sepiida, Sepiidae.